AUGGUUACAGCUCUGACACUAGGGAUCCAACAUGCCUUUUCUUCAUUCAUUUGGCUUUGUGGACCCAUCACAGGAUUGAUAGUUCAACCUUGUGUUGGUAUUUGGAGCGAUAAAUGUCAUUUAAGACUAGGAAGGAGAAGGCCAUUUAUUUUGGCAGGAUGCAUCAUGAUUUCUUUUGCUGUUACACUAAUUGGAUUUGCUGCAGACGUGGGCUUCCUCUUAGGAGAUACUCAUGAAGAUUGCAUGACUUAUAAAGGUCCCAGAUGGCGAGCAGCGGUCAUUUUUAUUAUGGGAUUUUGGAUGCUAGAUCUUGCCAACAAUACAGUGCAAGGUCCAGCUAGGGCUCUUCUGGCUGAUCUCUCAGGCCCUGAUCAGUGCAACUCUGCAAAUGCAAUAUUUUGCUCAUGGAUGGCUCUUGGAAAUAUUCUGGGAUAUUCAGCUGGUGCUAGUGGUCAAUGGUGGUUCCCCUUUUUGAAGAACCUAAAGCUUAGCUGUGACGCGUGUGCAAAUUUGAAAGGCAGCAUUUUUAAGUUUGCUGUGGCUUUUCUCAUGUUCUGUAUGUCUAUAACUCUAUAUUUUGCUAAAGAAGUUCCACUGGAAGCAAAAUCUGCACAGCACUCAUCUGAUUCUGCUCCCUUGCUGAAAGACUCUGAGCAGCGUGGCCACGGAUCAUCACGGAUAAUCCAGAGGAAACAAGAAAAUGGUCAUGACUCUGAAUAUGAAGUGGCUGCCAAAACUAAUUCCAAUGGUCCUUCAGAUUUUGACUCAAAUACUAGACGUGAUAAAGAAGAUACCAUUAGUGAUGGACCAUCAGCUGUUUUGGUUAAUCUAUUAACUAGCUUAAGGCAUUUGCCACCUGGCAUGCACUCAGUGCUUCUUGUAAUGGCUCUUACCUGGACAUCAUGGUUUCCCUUCUUCCUCUUUGACACUGAUUGGAUGGGGCGCGAAGUGUAUCACGGGGACCCAAAUGGAAACUCAAAUCAAAAUGAUGCUUAUCAAAAUGGUGUCAGAGAAGGUGCAUUUGGUUUGCUAUUGAAUUCUGUUGUUCUAGGAAUUAGCUCUUUUCUUAUUGAUCCAAUGUGCCGAAAAAUGGGUUCAAAAACAGUAUGGGCAAUGAGCAAUUUUAUUGUGUUUAUUUGCAUGGCAGCAACAACAAUCAUAAGUUUUGUAUCCGUUGGUGAUUACUCCAGUGGAAUUCAGCAUGUCCUUGGAGCUAACAAAGGAAUUAAGAUCGCAUCUUUGGUUAUUUUUUCACUUCUUGGAUUUCCUCUAGCAAUUACAUAUAGUGUUCCAUUUUCUGUGACUGCAGAGUUGACUGCUGGUACAGGAGGUGGUCAAGGAUUGGCUACUGGGGUUCUAAAUCUAGCAAUUGUCGUUCCUCAGAUGAUUGUCUCUAUCGGUGCGGGCCCCUGGGAUGCUCUUUUUGGAGGAGGAAACAUCCCUGCCUUUUUCCUAGCAACGAUAUUUUCCUUAGCUGGUGGAAUUAUUGCGAUUUCAAAGUUACCCAAACUUUCCAACUCCUACAGCGCUAGUGGUUUCCAUGGAUUUGGUUGAAUUGGGCUGCAAUUGGUGAACUUCAAUUCUUUUUCGGGGAUUUGCUACUCUACACAAUGGCCAUCAAUUCAUAUUCAUUCAUAUCAAUUCUUUUUCCCUCUCUUUUCUCUUUUUGCUUAUAUUAUUAUGCUUGUAAAAUUUCACGUGAGAAAAUGUAUAGGCUUGUG
Molecule: messenger RNA, 1721 nt
Organism: Asparagus officinalis (garden asparagus)
Lineage: Eukaryota; Viridiplantae; Streptophyta; Magnoliopsida; Asparagales; Asparagaceae
Product: sucrose transport protein SUT4-like
Exons: 14
Coding region: 1-1554 (517 amino acids)
Cellular component (GO): membrane
Molecular function (GO): sucrose:proton symporter activity
Source: RefSeq, a predicted model, not a curated record